AUGGUGCUACGCGUUACCGUUACAAGGGUGGUCGCGGCGGGAGUCACGGCGUACGAGUGCGAACCGUUCCCCGCGUGCCUCUUCAAAACGCCGACUUGCGCGGCGCGCGCGCAAUCCGCCCCGACGCAGGCCUCCGCGGCCUCCGCAGACCCAGCGGAAGUAGAGGCGGAAUCGGAAGCAGAGGCGGAAGAGGAAAUCCCCGCGGAAAAGGAUACUUCCGCAGAAGCGGAGGAUGCGGGGGAAAGAGAGCGGCUGGACGGUCACACUAACGAGGUCUCGUACGGUUGGCUCGACGAAGCUGGAUUAAUCAGCAAAGACGACGCCGGCGGCAAUCCCGGUGUGACGGUCCAGAACGUUGAGAAUGCUGCCGGCGGUCACGGCGCUGAUCCCGAGGGAACUGGGGAUGCGGAUGGCGUGAAGUGGGUGCCAGUAUCGGAUUAUAUUCCUGGUAUCGGGGAAGUUAAAAACGACGACUAUGGCAGCAGCGGCGGCAGCGGCGGUGAAGGCGGAGGCGGCGGUGGGCUGAGUGGCAUGGGGCGACGAGCAGGACGGUCCAUAGCUGUUGCUGCGUCCUACUCUCCCAUCUCUCCCGCAUCUCCUGCCCUCUCUGCCUCUCUUCCGUCGGUUGCCGCCGCUUCUGGCGGCAGUAACCGCGACAAAGACGACGACGAGGAUGGUGAUGAUGAUGGCACUGGCGGUGAGGGGGAGGAGGACGAGUUCGGGUGGAGGGGCGAGAACGGCCAGGGGAUUGUGUCCUUCUUGGCUCUCCGCAAGGGGACCGCCUUCCGCGCCCGCACCAACCCGGAUGCGCUUUCCCCAGAUGCCCCCUCAAUCUCCUCCUCUUCCGCUGCUGCCGCCGCUCCGCGGGAGUUCGGCGUGCAAGCGUCGUCCGUGGCUGCUCCUGCCAGCCCUGCGCCUGACCAGUCCGAACCGUUUAGCCCGCACACGCAGGACCCUGCCUCCUCAGCCCCUCUAGCUACCUUCAAAUCUGACUCGCAGUCUAAUACUGAUUCCUACUCUCACUCUACUGCUCAUUCUGGUGCCGGCUCUGGCGCCGACUCUGGCGCCGACUCUGGCGCCGACUCUGGCGCCGACUCUGGCGUUGACUCUGGCGCCGACUCUGGCGUUGACUCUGGCGCCGACUCUGGCGUUGACUCUGGCGCCGACUCUGGCGUUGACUCUGGCGCUGACUCUGGCGUUGACAGCCCCUCGGAUGCUGACUUUGGUGCCAAUUAUAAUGCUGACUCGAGUGGUGACUCAGACUCCCAGCAGCCUUACGAUACCCAGGAUGAAUCUAACGCGUACAGCCCUUCUAACCCUGACAGUGCUCCUGAUGUUAACACCCCUCCAGAUGAAUCAGCACCCACCGAUGCCGAUGCUGACCCUGAUGCGGGUGCUAAUGAUGAUACCGACGCUGAUACUGAUGAGAGUACUGAUGCCGAUGCAGAUGCCAAUGCUGAUCCCAAUGCUGAUCCCAAUGCUGAUCCCAAUGCUGAUCCCAAUGCUGAUCCCAAUGCUGAUCCCGAUGCUGAUCCUGAUGCUGAUCCCGAAGCUGAUCCCGAUGCUGAUCCCGAUGCUGAUACUGAGGAUAAUGCUGAUCCCGAUGCUGAUCCAGCACCACCCAAGUCCGGCAGCAGCGGUGGCAGCAGCAGUGGGCACAAGAUGCAAUCGAAACGGCCCAAGCCGUCCCCAUCGCCAUCCCCGUCCUCUCCGUCGUCUCGCAUCCCGCGCACGGGCAACAGCAUGCAGCCGUUCUCCCCGGGGAAAGAAUCCGACCUGCCCUUCCGCUUCGCGCGCGGCCAAGACUACCUCGUGCCUGUGCCCCACAUCCCCCCCGACCGGCAAUUCUCGGUGAAGCGGUACGGAGCGGUGGGGGACGGUGAGAGGGACGACACGCGCGCAUUCAGAGCGGCGUUUGUGGCGGCGUGCAAGGUGGGGCGGCUGAGUGCGCGGGCGACGUCAGUGGUGGUGCCUGGCGGGCGGUACAACGUGGGGUAUCUGCGAUUCGUGGGGCCGUGCGGACCCCAACUCGUGUUCCAGCUGGACGGCACCAUACUCGGUCCACACGACCCCUUCCAUCCACCGGAGAAGCAGCACUUCCUGGGCGUCAACGGGCUCCCCUCAUCCUCCCCUUCCCCCCAUCCACCCUCACCUCCACCCCUCCGUGUUUCCACUCCUUUUCCCCUUUCACCCUCCCAUCCUCCUCCCCCCUUUUCAUCAGCUGGACGGCACCAUACUGGGGCCGCACGACCCCUUCCAUCCGCCGGUGUGCAGCUGGGAGUGGUGCACUUCCUGGGCGUCAACGGGCCCCCUCAUCCUCCCCUUCCCCCCAUCCACCCUCACCCCCACCCCCCCUCCAUUCCCCCCACCCCUUUUCCCCUUUCAACCCCCCCCCCCAUUCCCCCCAUUCAUCAGCUGGACGGCACCAUACUGGGUCCGCACGACCCCUUCCAUCCACCGGUGCAGCUGGGAGUGGUGCACUUCCUGGGCGUCAACGGGCUCAUGGUAUCAGGCCGCGGCACCAUCGACGGCCGCGCGCAGCGCUGGUGGGCGCUGUGGAAUGCGCAGCGCCUGCCCGAGUCGCUCAGGCGCCCCUACCUGCUCGUCGCUGACACGUGCCACAACUCGGUCGUGCAGGGGAUCACUCUGCGCAACCCCGGCACGAUCCACCUGGAGAUAGCGUCGAGCAACUUCGUGAAGGUGGUGAACGUGACCACGGACAGCCCCUCGGAGAGCCCCAACACCGACUCCAUCCACAUCACGCGGUCGACACAAGUGGCUGUGCAGCGCUGCACGCUGCAUGGAGGCGACGACAACAUAGUGAUAGAGGACGGCACGUCGCACGUGCUCAUCUCCGACACGUGGUGUGUGGCCGGCCAUGGCAUCAGCAUCGGCAGCCUGGGCGACCACGGGGACACGGCGUGCGUGGCCAACAUAACGGUGACGCGCGUGGUGCUCAAGGCGCUGUCGAACGGGCUGCGCAUCAAGACGUACCAGGGCGGGUCGGGCAGCGUGCGCGACGUGGUGUAUCGCAACGUGUUCAUGGUGGAUGUGGAGCGACCCAUUGUCAUUGACCAGAGCUACUGCGACAAGCGGCACGUGGACGGCAAGUGCGGGGAAGGUUCCUCCAAGGCGGUGGCAGUCUCAGGAGUCUCCUACAGCAAGAUAGUAGGCACGACCAACUCAUCUGACCCUGUAGGGAUCGUGCUCAACUGCUCGUCGUCAGUGCCGUGCCGCAGCAUCUCCCUCCAGGACAUUGACCUGCGCUCCUCCUCGUCGCGCUCGCGCCCGCUCGUGCCGCAAGUGAGCAACGUGUUUGGCGCCGUGCGGAACGUGCGUGCGCCGCUGCAGCUGGCGGGGAAGGUGAAGAGCGGGCCUGUGCCAGCGCAGGCAGCCGCCGUGGCUGAGCAGAUGGGCGCCAUGUGCAGGUGCGGGGGACGGGUGGGGCAUUGGGGUGGGGCAGGGGCGUGGAGAAGGGGGGUGGGGAAUUCGAGGCAGCAAUUGCUUUGUGUCUGUUCCUUCUUUCUUGUUUGUUACCAUUGA
Closterium sp. Yama58-4 is the source of this 3543-nucleotide messenger RNA. The record is from the annotation of a GenBank genome assembly. Lineage: Eukaryota; Viridiplantae; Streptophyta; Zygnematophyceae; Desmidiales; Closteriaceae.